Molecule: messenger RNA, 6664 nt
Organism: Patella vulgata (common limpet)
Lineage: Eukaryota; Metazoa; Mollusca; Gastropoda; Patellidae
Product: atlastin-1
Exons: 13
Coding region: 71-1687 (538 amino acids)
Biological process (GO): endoplasmic reticulum organization; protein homooligomerization
Molecular function (GO): GTP binding; GTPase activity
Source: RefSeq, a predicted model, not a curated record
UUGUAAAGUAGUGCAUGACGUCAGCUAUUCACGCGCAUGUUCAAUUAACGUGACGUCAGAUACGAUUGACAUGGCGGAAAAGUCUUCGAGAAAUAUGCCAUCAUACGAUUCACCCCCGGUAUCAGCCACAGGAGCACCAUUAAAAGGUUAUCCAAUACAAGUUGUUGUUGCUAACGAUGAUCAUACUUUUGGACUUGAUGAGGAAUCACUGGAAAAUGUUCUACUCAAACCAAGCAUCAGAAAUAAAAAGGUGGUCAUUGUCUCGGUUGCUGGAGCUUUCAGAAAAGGCAAAUCCUUCCUUUUAGAUUUCUUUCUGCGUUAUUUGAGUGCAAAAUGUUCACCAGAUUGGAUGGGAGGAGAUGAUUCUCCUCUAGAAGGAUUUUCUUGGAGAGGAGGAUCAGAAAGGGACACAACUGGUAUUUUAUUAUGGAGUGAACCUUUUAUCUGUCGUAUACCUUCAGGUGAAGAGGUAGCAAUUUUAUUAAUGGAUACUCAAGGUGCGUUUGACAGUGAGUCGACUGUACGUGAUUGUGCUACUGUUUUUGCUCUCAGUACAAUGAUUAGUUCAGUUCAGGUUUUCAACUUAACACAGAACAUACAAGAAGACGACUUACAACAUUUACAGUUAUUUACUGAGUAUGGAAGAUUAGCCUUAGAAGCCAAUGAUAAUGUUUGCAAACCAUUUCAAAAAUUAGAAUUUCUUGUCCGUGAUUGGAGCUUUCCGUAUGAAGCUGGCUAUGGUAGUGCUGGUGGAAAGAAAAUUAUGGAACGACGAUUAACAGUUUCAAACAAACAGCAUCCAGAAUUACAGCAACUUCGUCGUCAUAUAAGAUCUUGUUUUGAUGAUAUCUCAUGUUUUCUUUUACCACAUCCUGGUCUAAAAGUUGCAACAAAUCCUCAUUUUGAUGGCAGAUUACGAGAUAUUGAACCAGAUUUUACGGAACAACUACAGAUAUUAGUGCCUUUAUUAUUAUCACCUGAAAAUCUUAUUGUUAAAGAAAUUAAUGGCACUAAGAUAACCUGUCAAGAUCUUGUUGAAUAUUUUAAGGCAUAUGUGAAUAUUUAUCAAGGGGAAGAACUACCAGAACCUAAAUCCAUGCUUCAGGCAACAGCAGAAGCGAAUAAUUUAGCAGCCGUAGCUGCCUCUAAAACCAUAUACAACAAAGAAAUGGAAGAGAUAUGUGGAGGAGAAAAACCGUACAUGAGUCCUGACCAAUUACAGAGAGAACAUGCACGAGCCUUAGACAGAGCUAUGGAUUCUUUUUCGGCAACGAAAAAGAUGGGAGGUCCAGAAUUCAGUGAAGCUUUCUCAAUAAAACUCAAAGAAGAAAUCCUGGAAGCUUACGACCAAUUAACCAAACAUAACGAGAGUAAAAAUCUUUUUGCUGCUGCUCGAACGCCUGCCGUGUUAUUUACAGUAAUGGUGGUGUCAUAUUUAUUGGCUGGAUGUUUUGGUGUUAUAGGACUUGAAUCAAUAGCUAAUUUAUUAAAUCUGGUUAUGGUAGGCUUCCUGGUAUUAAUGGCUACCUGGUUAUAUGUGCGAUAUUCUGGUGAAUAUAGACAUGUAGCUGUACAGAUAGAUCUACUGGCUGAUCAUAUCUGGGAAAAGUUGUUGGUACAAAUUUAUUCUAAAGCUGUACAUCAGGGUACUCAGCAUUUAUUAAAAAAUAAAGUCAAGACCAGUUAGACAUCGUGUUAGGGAGAUGGAACUAUUUAUCAUGCUUGAAAGCUUGCCCUAGUUAUCUUCUCUACGCAUUGGACAAAACAGAACUUGGAGGUUCCAUCUGAAAAUAGAAAAAUUACAGCUUCAAGGACUGUAUUUGUAUGAGAGUAUUUUAGUUAGAAAAUGAUUAUUUCAACCAAGAAAUUUCCAUGUUUUAAUGGAUUUCAGUCGACAGGAACUGGUUGUGUUCAUAUUUUCCUCUGUGUUUGUGUAAAGAAUGUGUUUGAAAUUGACAUGUGAUCCCAUCUCACCAUGAGCCUUAUCAAAACAUUUGCUGCAGCUUUUUGAUGUGUAGCCUCACUAAUAUUGGCAUGAUAAAAAAAAAAGAGUUUGGAUUAUCUCACAGAUAUAACUCGCUUUAAUUCUAGUUUUCUUUUAAUUAAUCUGUUAUUACCACUUCAAGUACUAUAAUAAUGAAAAUAUCGGUUUAUAUUUUAAAUGAAUCGAAUAUUUGAAUAAUGACACAGAAUAUUUGAAUAGUAAAUUUUAUUCCAUUAUUUAUUAUUUUGUUGAAGUAAAUAUUAAUAAAAAAAAUGAUUUUGAAAAUAAAUUUAUAAUUAUUUAUAUACAUAGAUCUUCCAAUAUAUGAUCAACUAAAUUACUAUUAACGAUGCAUUAUGUAAGAAUAUAGAGCUGCUUGUUCUUGUGGUAACAGUUUAAAAACAAUGAAAAAUGAAUAUAUUGAAAAUUAUAGUAUAAUUACUUUUUUCUGAGCAAAGAUAUGAACGGUUAAAAUUUUGACAAGAAAUAGUCUCAAUUGUCAAGUACCAUUGGCAUGACAAUAAAUGAAGUCUGGAUUAUCCAUUUUAUGGUUAAAGUAGUGUUCUUAUUCUUCAAUCGGCAGUCUCAGAGAGUGGCAUCCAUAUUAAUGUUUAACAAAGGAAUGACAGGCAUUGUCUACUUCACUCAAUAUCUUAGCAAUCUAGAGAGUUUUAUUAUAUGCUUGUGAUGUGAUUAAAUGUCUAAAUAAUAAUUAUAACAUUUAAAGCCAGGAAAAAGACCUGCAAUAUGCAGAUUCAGCUGUUACAUAAUGUCUCUUUAAUCCGUCUAAAUCUGUAUUAAAGGGCCCAUCCUGAUUUUAACAGUCUCAGAAAUAAAAGUGUGUACAUAUGAAAUUUAAGCACCAAAUAUAGAGGAAUGGUGUAUUUACCUUGUCUCAAAUUGUAAGCUCAAAAUAUUGAGUCGUUUUUACAUGAACGUCAAAACCGCUUAUCUGGACACGUAACCCUUUUAAGAUUUUGGGUCAAUUUUUUCGUUGGAUGACCUGUUAAUCUAUUGCCGUUCCUUUCGAGGUCUAUACAGUGCAUAACACACGUGCUGUACUUGAUAACAAAAGGUAAAUUUCACCUACACAUUAUAUUUAUGAAAUAAGUCUGGUUUUAUCCAGACACUGCUUGGGACUCCAGUUUCCAUUUCCAGAUGAAGACUAACAGUAUAAGUUUGAGGAUCUAAGGGCUUUUAACACAAAAUUAAGCAGUUUUAUUCUCAAAAAUAUAAUCGAGAUUGGUCCUUUAAAUUUUAGUUGUAAUUUGAUUGCUAGAUUUAAAGACAUGUUAUAUCUGUGUGAUUAAAGGUUAUUUUAUUUAUAGUAUAUCAUAAUGUUUUUGUACAUGUAUAUAGUAAUUUGUUAUAGUGUUAUAUAGAAAUACUACCAACUGUUGCUCAUUAUUGUUAAAAUACAGUUACAAAUAUUUCAUUGAAUUAUCUUUAAUAUUAAGAUGUAAAAAAGGCCAUUUACUUGCUUAUAUUAAGUUUUAUUUAGAGAUUUUCAACGAAAUUUUGAUCGAAUUUGAAGAAAUUAUUGAUUUUAAAUGCCAUUUAGAUGAUUAACUGUCUCUAAGGAUUAGCGUUGAUAAUUAUUAAUUAAAUAUUGUGAGAUUAUCCUAUCGUCGUAAUUUUGUUAAAUAAGUUAUUCUGGAUACAAAUAAUUUAGUUUGUGUUGUUUCAGCAAAGUAUGUGCCCAUUCAUAUUUCAUCAUAAUAUCAUUUGUAUAUUUGUUAUAAUAUAACUCCAAUUUUCUACUGUGAUCCAAGUUUUUGUAUUGUACAUAAAGAUAUAGAUAAAGUAUAGGAGUAGAUAUAACAUAGAAUUAUAUAAUAAAAUUAUUAGUUUAGUUUAGAAGUAGCUCAUCACUUUUAGUUUUAGUUCAACAUUUGUCUUGUUCCGACGUAAUCUUAUAGCAGAAAGACCAGUUUUGUACUAUAUUUGAUUAACUUGAACCUGAAUCUUUGUGUAUGAUGUCAUUUCCUGUUAGAGAAUUCAUUUUGUUUGUAUACAGUUGGUGUAGGCAUAUAAAUUCAUAUCUUCAACUUGAAAACUACUACAUGUACAACUACUCUUGUCUGCAAUAGAGUUGAUGUUAGAAUUCUUAGUUAAUGACUUCUUGCUUGUUAAGAUUAUAUGUGCAUGCUAUCUUGCAUUGAACAAAUAAUCUUUUAGAGGCAUUUAGUAACUGAAUAGAGCAAUAAACUAUAACACAUACUUAUGAAAAAACAAUGAGAGAAUGCUCUUCGAAACAUUGCUUAAAUAAAUCAGUAAUUGUUCUUAUAUAAGUAUGUGAACAAACAACUCUAUUUCAAUCAAGGGUGAAUACAUUGUCGUAGUUUCAAAAUUGACAUUUGUGAAGAUUAUCAAACCCAAGUCAUGACUGGUUUGUGUAUUUUAUUUCUCAUAACUAAGUAAUAUAGCUUAUUACAAAUAUAUGUCUGUUUGCUUAUUGGUACCACCACUAAGAAUAGGUAAUUAGAAUUCCAUAGAUCAUUUCAUCUUUAGAUGACCAGUGUUUGUAUGAUCUCAGUUAAACUCAAUUACCUCCCUUGAAAUUAUUUCGUAUUGACCAUUUUUGUUGUAACUUUUAGAAAUUAGCUUUACCUUGGUUCAAACUUACACAGAAGACAGCAAAAUACUAAAGAUUUCAUUAAUUACAUUUUAAUUUCUGCAUGGUUUUUGUACACUGUGUAGCUUUUUCUAAAAUUAUUUCAUUAUGUCCUAUUUUGCCGUUUAUUUGUGAAGGAAUUUGUGUUUACCUAUUGCCCACAUUUUAUAGCACCACGAUAAGUUAUAUUUUUGUAAAUUGGCACAGGCUUAUAGCACUACUAGACCCGUAGCUAUUGGCUGUUUAAUUUAAAGCUUUAUUAGAAAUUUUAUUUUUGAGACUAAUGCAUUCCACAUAAUAUUUGUAUGGUAUCUUUCCUAUAUUAUGAAUAUAUUAUUUGCAGAUAUUGUUUGCAUAAAGGAUAUUAGAAUUUUGAAGAAAUAUAUACCUUGUGUUAAUAUUUGUCAGAUGCAUGCCUAAUUUCACUUUAUUUUUUGUUGAAUCCUGUUCCUUAAGAUGUCUAGAUGUGAAUCCAGUCAAUCCACACAAUAUAUUUUUAUGAACAUCAGUUUAUAAUUUUUAUUUUAUAAAAAUGGGUUUGAGAAUUGGAAUUAUUAAAUCUUGUUAUGGAUUCCAAUGAGAAUAUUCUGAACAGAAUUCUGAUUUAUAGCCAUUUCAAAUAAUUUUUUGAAUGCUUUAUAAUUUUAAUCGCAAAUACUUGUCAAAAUCUUUUAUUACAAAACUGACAACUUAUUUCCAAGCAGCUUUCUAAAAGUUUAUAUUGUGUUCAGGAGUUCAGGGUCAAUGAGAAUUGGUAUGAAUGAUUAUUUUGAGAGAAUUAUUAUCUUAUAUUGGCUAGGUUGUAAAAAGUAUUAAAAAUAUAAACCUAAAGUAAAUAUUCACACUUUCAUUGGUGAAGGAAGAUACUACAUGUAUAUGAAUUUUAUUUUAUUUUUGGUGAAGGGUCAAUUUAUUUAUGAAUAGCCAAUAGACAUAUGUAAUAAGUGGAUAGACUAUAGUAUGAAAACAAUAAGUAACUGUAUCUAUCUUAAAGAUGUGUCCCAUUUGACAUCUUAUUUACAUAACCAUUGUUUAUAGACUAUAUCCAAACUACAGUAAAAUCUAUUUCUUAUUUCAAAUCUAAAAUACUGCCAUUGGAAUAGAUUAGGAGUAUGUUGUUGCCUAAAGCUAUAUCUAGGCUGUGACCUUUCACUGGCUCAAACUUGUGGUAGAUGGAUACAGACUUGUUUCUUAUUCUGUUGAUUUAAAUUCUUAAUACUUUUAGUUUAGAAUAAGAUUUCAGGUUAAAUUAAGCACAAGGGAACAUAUCUUUAAAAUAAUUGUAACUAAGUUUAUCCACUAGUUGUCCAAUGAUACCCCAGGUUGUACGUGACAAGGAGUAGGGUCGCCUGUCCAACCUUGUGGGUAUUCUCUGGGUCCUCCGGUUUCCUCCCACUGCUAAAGACCCCUACACACAAGCGAAUUAUUGAAAUAAAAUUAAACCAUAUGUUAGUCCCAAAAUGACCUAGUUUGUGUCGAGUGGACCUUAAACCCCAUUUCUCUCUCCCUGUCCAAUGAUACCAUUACUUUUUUUUAUCCCCUUUAAUAUACAGAUUCCAAAAUCUAAUGAUUGAUUAAAGAAAUGCCAUUAUUAUUUCUGUACAUACAAUUGGAUCAAAUUGAAUGACUUGAUCAGCCAAAUAUUGAUUUCAGGAAGAUUAAGUUUUAUUAGGUUAGUAAAUUAUAUAGUAAACAACAUGGUUGUGAGCAUGGUUAAUUGAGGUUUCAUUUGAUUAAAUUAGCAAUAGGGCCUGAUUUCUUUGUUCAGUGGUGAAUUGACACUUAUAAACAGUAAAUCCCACAAGAAUCUAUAUGAGAAAGUAGGCACAAUGUAAGUCAAUGACGGUAUUGUUCUGUUUAUACAACAGUUAUUAACAGUAAACUAUAGAAUAUCAGUAAAUUAGUUAUAUGUGUUUCAAACAGCAGUUGACCAAAACCUCAAGAGAUAUAUCUAUGCAAUAUUUUCAUAUGUAAUUAUUGUUAUUCUUUAUUAUUGAUGUGUAUAUGUAAAUCUAUGAUAUCUUUGUGAAUAACUUGAAAUAAAGACUACCCCAAAUAACAUAAAA